AUGUUACAGCCCAAUCAAUUAAUCGUCGAUGACGCUAUUAAAAAUGAUAAUAGUGUUAUUGCAUUAUCAUUUCAAAAAAUGAAACAAUUAAAUUUAUAUACAGGUGCUACAGUUAUACUUCGAGGUCGUCAAGAAACAGUUUGCGCCGUUGACAUUGGUUUAUGUCCAACUAAUCGUAUUCAAAUGAAUCGUGCUGUACGAAAUAAUUUAGGUGUACGGUUAGGUGAUAUUGUUUCAAUUGAAGGCUGUCAAGAUGUUAAAGAUGGUGAACGUAUACAAGUUUUACCUGUUGAUGAUACUGUACAUGGAAUAACAGGCAAUCUAUUGGAAGUUUAUUUAAAACCAUAUUUUGUUGGUAAAUCUUAUCGACCAGUACAUAAAGGUGAUGUUUUUAUUGUACGUGCAGCUAUGCAUGCUGUAGAAUUUAAAGUCAUUGAAACUGAACCAAGUCCUUACUGUAUUGUUGCACCAAAUACAGCUAUACAUUGUGGAGAUAAUCCAAUUAAACGUGAAGAAGAAGAAAUAUCUUUAAAUGAAAUUGGUUGUGAUGAUAUUGGCGGUAAAACUUUAAUUGCACGUGCCGUGGCUAAUGAAACUCGUGCAUUUUUCUUUUUAAUCCAUGGAUCGGAAAUUAUGUCUAAAUUACCUGGUGAAUCUGAAUUAAAUUUACGUAAAGCAUUUGAAAAAGCUAAAAAGAAUGCUCCAGCUAUUAUUUUCAUCGAUAAACUUGAUGCAAUUGUACCAAAGCGUGAAAAAAGUCAUGGUGAAAUUGAACAUCGUUUUGUUUUACAAUUAUUAACAUUAAUGGAUGAUAUUCAACAAUGUUCACAUGUGAUUGUUAUGGCGGCAACAAAUCGACCAAAUUCAUUUAAUCCAGCACUUCGUCGUUUUGAUCUAGAAAUUAAUAUUGGUGAUGAUGUUGAUCUUGUACAAAUUGCUAAUGAAACACAUGGUUAUGUUGGUGCGGAUUUAGCAUCAUUAUGUUCAAAAGCUGCUUUACAACAAAUUCGAGAAAAAAUGAAUGUCAUGGAUUUACAAAAAGAUACAAUUGAUGCUGAACUACUCAAUUCAUUAGUUGUUACACAAGAGAAUUUUCGAUUUGCACUUAAUCAAUCAAAUCCAUCAGCUUUACAUGAAAUAGUUGUUGAAGAACCAAGAACAACAUGGGAAGAUAUGGGUGGUUUAGAAAAUGUUAAACAUGAAUUACAACGACAUGUUCAAUAUUAUGAUGGACAUCCGAGAAAAUUUCUCAAAUUUGAUACGACGUCAUCACAUGGUGUUCUCUUUUUUGGACCACCUGGUUGUGGUAAAACAUUAUUAGCAAAAGCUAUGGCUAAUGAAUGUCAAUCAAAUUUUAUUUCGGUAAAAGGUCCUCAAUUAUUAACUAUGUGGUUUGGUGAACCAGAAGCUAAUGUCCGUGAUGUAUUUGACAAAGCUCGUCAAGCAGCACCAUGCGUACUUUUUUUUGAUGAAUUAGAUGCAAUUGAAGAAGAAAUAUCUUUAAAUGAAAUUGGUUAUGAUGAUAUUGGCAGUGUUAGAAAACAAUUAAUAGAAAUUAAGAAAAUGGUUAAAUUAACAUUAAGACAUCCACAACUAUGCAAAGCAAUUGGUGUUAAACCACCACAAUGUAUUCUUUUAUAUGGACCACCAGGCACAGGUAAAACUUUAAUAGCACGUGCCGUGGCCAAUGAAACUGGUUCAUUUUUGUCUUUAAUCCAUGGAUCGGAAAUUAUGUCUAAAUUAGCUGGUGAAUUUGAAUCUAAUUUACGUAAAGAAUUUGAAGAAGCUAAAAAGAAUUCUCGAGCUAUUAUUUUUAUUGAUGAACUUGAUGUUAUUGCACCAAAACAUAAAAUAAAAUAUGGUAUAGUUCAACGUUCUUUUGUUUCACAAUUAUUAACAUUAAUGGCUGGUCUUAAACAAUGUUCACAUGUAAUUGUUAUGGCGGCCACAAAUCGACGAGAUUCAGUUGAUCCAGUACUUUGUCGUUUUGGUCGUUUUGAUCUCGAAGUUGAUAUUGGUAUUCCUGAUGCUGGUGGCCGUAAAGAAAUUCUUCGUAUACAUACAAAAAAUAUGAAUUUAGGUGACGUUAAUCUUUCACAAAUUGCUAAUGAAACACAUGGUUAUGUUGGUGCGGAUUUAGCAUCAUUAUGUUCAAAAGCUGCUUUACACCAAAUUCAAAAUAAUAUGAAUAAUAAAGGUUUACAAAAUGAUACAAUUGAUAUUGAAGCACUCAAUUCAUUAGCUGUUACACAAGAGGAUUUUCAAUUUGCACUUGAUCAAUCAAAUCCAUCAGCUUUACAUGAAAUAGUUGUUGAACAACCAACAAUAACAUGGGAAGAUAUUGGUGGUUUAGAAAAUGUUAAACGUGAAUUACAAGAACUUAUUCAAUAUCGUUUUGGACAUCCGAAUAAAUGUCUCAAAUUUGAUACGAUGUCAUCACGUGGUGUUCUCUUUUAUGGACCAUCUGGUUGUGGUAAAACAUUAUUGGCAAAAGCUAUUGCUAAUGAAUUUAAUGCUAAUUUUAUUUCGGUAAAAGGUCCUCAAUUAUUAACUACGUGGUUUGGUGAAUCAGAAUCUAAUGUCCGUCAUGUAUUUGAUAAAGCUCGUCAAGCAGCACCAUGCGUGCUCUUUUUUCAUGGAUUAGAUGUAAUUGAUAAAGCUCGUGAUGGUAGUGUUGGUGAUGGUGCAGCUGAUCGUGUUAUUAAUCAAAUUUUAACUGAAAUGGAUGGUUUGGGUGAAAAAAAAAAUGUUUUUAUUGUUGGUGCAACUAAUCGACUAGAUAUUAUUGAUUCGGCUAUUCUUCGACCAGGUCGUCUUGAUCAAUUAAUUCAUAUUCCAUUACCCAAUCGUACCUCACGUGUGGAUAUUUUAAAGGUUGCUUUAAGAAAAUCAGCUGUAGCUAAAAGCGUUGAUAUUGAUCAUGUCACAGAUGAACUCAAAGGUUUUAGUGGUGCCGAUUUAACAAAAAUUUGUCAACGAGCUUUAAUAUUAGCUACAAAAGAUUCCAUUGGAAAAAAACGACAACUUAUCCAUCCAACAACAAUGUCUUCUGGUGAACCACAACCAAUACCAGAAAUUCAUUCUGAUCAUUUUGAAGAAGCUGUGAAAUUUGCUCGACGAUCAAGACCUCCAGCAGCUAAUCCAGUUUUUAAUGAUCGAACACAUCUAAGAGAGAGUGAUCGAACGGAUGGUUCAUAUGAAAAUCCUAUUGAAGAACAAUAA
Messenger RNA from Rotaria sp. Silwood2, 3222 nucleotides. NCBI's taxonomy places the organism in Eukaryota, Metazoa, Rotifera, Eurotatoria, Philodinida, Philodinidae. The record is from the annotation of a GenBank genome assembly.